ACAACUUCAGUUCAUGUCAGGUUCAGACAAGGCGCGCGGGCAACCCACCGGAAUUCCAAGCUCCAUAUUACCUCCGCAUUUUCUCCCCUUCCGCACCUAAUUCCCGCACCCUAGCGGUCGCUGGGCUCUUGGUGAAGCGACCGACCGGUUUUUGGCGGCAUGUGCGAUUGAAUAAUGUGACAGUGACCAAGAACGACGGCAUCAUGUCUGUCAUUCUGUGCACCGCCGGCUAUGACCACACAAUAAGGUUUUGGGAGGCACUAUCCGGGAUCUGCUCCCGCACGAUACAGCACCCAGACAGCCAGGUCAACCGACUAUGCAUCUCGCCGGACAAGCGCUUCCUCGCCGCGGCCGGCCACCACACGGUCAAGCUCUACGACAUCAAGUCGACCAACCCCAAUGCGCUGCUGACGUUUGAAGGCCACACGGGCAACGUGACGGGCGUCGCCUUCCACUGCGAGGGCAAGUGGAUGGUGACGAGCUCCGAGGACGGCACCGUCAAGAUCUGGGAGACGAGGACGGGGACCAUCCAGCGGAGCUACAACCACCAGAGCCCCGUCAACGACGUCGUCAUCCACCCCAACCAGGGCGAGAUUAUCAGCUGCGACAGGGCCGGGACUAUUCGUCUCUGGGACCUGGCGGAUAACAAAUGCACCAGCGAGAUGGUGCCAGAGGAGGACGUCAGUGUGAGCAGCUUGACUGUUGCCACCGACGGGUCGCUGCUUUGUGCGGCCAAUAACAGGGGCAACGUCUUUGUCUGGACCCUCUCGCAGGGCCUAGAGCGGACCAUCGCAACGGCCAUGACGCAGUUCUCGGCGCACGACCAGUACAUCACUCGCGUGCUCCUGUCGCCCGACGUCAAAAAACUGGCGACGUGCUCGGCCGACCACACGGCCAAGAUCUGGGAGGUGGACGUGGAGCCGACCCUCCAGGCCGGCAAGGCCGUGCCAUUUGAGCUCGAGGCCACGCUGGCAAACCACCAGCGCUGGGUCUGGGACUGUGCCUUCAGCGCAGACUCGGCCUACCUCGUCACCGCCUGCUCAGACCACUACGCCCGACUCUGGGAGCUGCAAAGCCAGGCUAUCAUCAGGACCUACAACGGCCACCACCGCGGCGCCGUCUGCGUUGCCCUAAACGACUACUCAGAGGCUAGGUAGAUGGGGUUUUGGUGAAAAAAAAAAAGAUAUGCCGAGGUAUAUCGAGGAAACGGCGGAGGAACGACGGUGGGGGUUUUCUCUUGUUGCUAUUGCUGCUGCUGAAGCUUACAAGGCGCAGGAGGGUGAGCAAAUUUGGAAACACCUGUUUUAUUCGAGCUUGAGAAUACUUUUUUUUUUUCUUUUUUUUUUUUCAAACAGCUUUUGUCAGGUUACAUGUUCUGACUUUUCAAAAGGGAUU
Pyricularia grisea is the source of this 1395-nucleotide messenger RNA. RefSeq lists its product as uncharacterized. The transcript has 4 exons. Gene Ontology annotation, biological process: regulation of actin cytoskeleton organization; TOR signaling. The record is from RefSeq and is a predicted model, not a curated record. Lineage: Eukaryota; Fungi; Ascomycota; Sordariomycetes; Magnaporthales; Pyriculariaceae. Gene Ontology annotation, molecular function: protein binding. Gene Ontology annotation, cellular component: TORC2 complex; TORC1 complex. Bases 204 to 1157 code for a protein of 317 amino acids.